CUGAGUAUUUCUGAGCACGUGACAUCCACUUCACAAAAUCUGCCAAGAUUUCGCGCUGUCGAAAAAAAAACAUCGUAAAAAUUCUUCAACAUCUGAGCUUUAAUUACGUAUUUUUAUUUACAACGAAAAAAAUUGUACAUUUAUUGAUCGCGAGCUUCGAAUUUCUUCUGUUCUGCGAUUUAAAUCGAGGAUACGUGGGAGUAAUCUAGAUUGAAAAUCUGUGGACUGAAUAGAGAUCAAAGCAGGAAAAUGCUCUUUUAAGCGAAAGUUGCUGCAUUGAAGGCGUUUAGUGUUGCAAAUAGAUUCAGAGGGUUUGUAAAGAGGGAUUAAUAGUGGGUUAUUUAGGUUUUCUGAUAUGGUGGACAAUAAAACAGACGGAGGGAACGCUCCAUCAGACCAGGAUAGUGAUGAAACUGAUUCAGAGUUCGAGGAGUUAGAUCCUAGUGGGCGCUAUGGCCGAUACAAGGAGGUGCUUGGAAAGGGAGCUUUCAAGACUGUUUUUAGAGCUUUUGAUGAAUUGGAGGGCAUGGAAGUUGCCUGGAACCAGAUCAAAGUGCAUGAUGUCUUACAAACCUCCGAAGAUUUGGAACGCCUCUAUUCUGAGGUGCAUUUAUUGAGGACGCUUAAGCAUGAGAGUAUUAUUAAAUUUUACACCUCAUGGGUGGAUGAGAAGAAUUACAAUAUCAAUUUUAUUACAGAAAUAUUCACAUCUGGGACACUAAGGCAGUAUCGGAAAAAGCAUAAGCAUGUGGAUAUGAGAGCAGUAAAAAAUUGGUCUCGACAAAUUUUGCGAGGCUUACUAUAUUUGCAUAGCCAUGACCCACCCAUCAUUCACCGUGAUCUGAAAUGUGAUAAUAUAUUUGUUAAUGGAAAUCAAGGAGAGGUGAAAAUUGGAGACCUUGGGCUAGCAGCAAUUCUUCGUCAGGCUCAUGCAGCACAUAGUGUAAUUGGCACACCAGAGUUCAUGGCUCCCGAACUUUAUGAAGAAGAGUACAAUGAGUUGGUUGAUAUUUAUUCUUUUGGUAUGUGCCUGCUGGAGAUGAUUACUUUUGAAUAUCCAUACAGCGAGUGCACAAAUGCAGCACAGAUUUACAAGAAAGUUACCUCAGGGAUAAAACCUGCCGCUUUGGACAGGGUAAAAGAUCCUGAAGUUCGAGAGUUUGUAGAAAAAUGUUUGGUUAAUGCUUCCAGGAGGUUGCCUGCUAGCGAGCUUUUGAUGGACCCCUUCCUCCACCGUGAGGGUGGUGAGUGUAUAGAUCAAGUGCCUUGUGCAAUGCCACUGCAUUCUGUGAGGAAUGGACUUAAACGGUUGAGUUCAAUUUUAGAGGAAUUGAAUUGUGGUAACAAGUUCUUAGAACCAAAGUCUGUAGGUAAAUUUGUAGAAACAAGAAAUUCAAAAAGAAUUAGAGAUCAGAAGUUGCAAGUGAGCUCAAAUGCUCUAGACAGAUUUCAUCCAUAUAGUAAAUUGGAUGGUGGGGAUAAUUAUCAGCUGUCAGAGGAUUGCAUAGAAGAUGAAGACAUUUCUUCAAUUUUGAAUGAAGACGGUGCAAGGAUAAACAGAGAUUUUACAGUGAAGGGGCAACGGAAAGAUGAAAACACAGUGUUCUUACGACUUAGAAUUGUGGAUAUGGAAGGUCAUGUUCGCAAUAUUCACUUUCCUUUUGACAUAGAUGCUGACACGGCAAUGAGUGUUGCAAAUGAAAUGGUGACAGAGCUGGAUCUGUCAGAUCAAGAUGUGACAAAUAUUGCAGCCAUGAUUGAUGCAGAAAUACUUGCUCUUGUGCCAGAAUGGCAACCUGGAGAAGCUUUUGAGGAAGCUUCUGAUGAAGAUAUAUGCACCGGUUCUCACGAUUCUUCAAUAAAAGAUAAUGUUUCUGAUAUGCCAAGUGAUGCUGAUAGUCCCUAUGGGAAAUUUGUACUUGAACGCCUCCCUUCAGGUCGCAGGUAUUGGUCUGAUUCUCCAAGGUCUUUAGUCAGAGAUUCUUUUAUGAAGACUGCAUUGAUAAAUGCGCAUGCUAGAACAGAAGGGCUAAUGCACAACAGAUGUGAAGUAGACUGUGAUAAUACUAUUUCAAGUAGCAAUCAACAACAGUUUGAUCAAAGUAAUAUUUCCAGUCAGGCUGAUAGUCGUGACGAUAAUGGAGCCAGUUUAUAUACAAGUACAAAGUCUUUGGAAUCAGACAGAAUCAAACUACAUGGAAAUGCUUCCGUGAUCAAUAAAGAGAAAGCUGGCUCUCUCACCAAUGUUGCAAAGAAUUUAAUAAUGACAGAAGCAAAUAUGCAAUCUGGUAAUUUGGAAAGUAUUAGAAACUCACAGGAGGAAUGUGAAGGGGAAAACCAACAUAGUAUGGACUGUAUAAUUAGUAAUGAUUUGGACAAGCCUGAGUUUACAGGUAAGGAUCCUGAUAAAAAAAAUUCUACAGAAUCUGGUAAAAAUUUACAAGAGUUCAUAGAUAUUUUGGCAAAUCUUGAGGUGGGAGAUGAGAAUAUCAUAGCACAGAAAUUUAGAAGUUUAAUCCUUAAGCAGCAGGAAGAACUAGAAGGAUUGAGACAAAAGCAUGAACGGGCAAUACAAGAAUUUAUAAAUCAAUUACCUCAAAAAGGUCAUGGCAUGCAUUUUUUAAAGAAUGGUUUCUCUUUAUCUGCCAAUGACCUCUACCAUGUUUCUAUCAACACUAGUGCAUUCAAAGAUAAUCCAUCUCAUGAUGUGAAUCCUAUCAGCUGCGGACAGGAUCUUGAUGAAGUCCUGAAACAAAAAAUGUUACCUCAGGAGUUUGAAAUUCCAGCUUUAGUUAUCAGGGAGGAUAUGAGACAUGAAGCUGCAUGCCAAGAUAUCAACACUGAGUCUGCAAAGAAAAAUUCAAUUUCUGCCUUAAGUGCUCGAUAUGCAAAUGAUGUUAGGCAUGCUGGAUAUCCUCUUGAUGAGCUAGAUAGGGAAAAUGAGACAAAGAAAUUUACUUAUUCAAAAGGUAUGGGUCCUAGGGAGCUUUCAUCUAUAGUGGACUCUAUAUCAAAGAUGCAAACAGUUUGUCCUGAAACCGAUAAAUUGAAAUUGGACAAGUGCUUCAAGCAGUAUUCAACAGGUACACAAAUCAGAAUGCUAAAUAAUGUUCCAGAAGUCUCUGCUUCAAAUUGUUCCGAUGUUUCUCAUGGUUUUCAUAAGGCUGCAAAACGUGAUUCAUAUGUUGAAUUUUACAAGUGUACAUCAACCUCAAAAGAUAAGCCUUGUUCAUCUAAGGGAGAGGUGAAAUUGUAUGGCAUGGACACUGCAGGGAUAUCAAGCAGUUCAAUGAAAACAAAAAGUAAUGGUAAUGUGCAUGAUCAGCUGAAGAAAGAGCAGCUUCAAAAAUCUAUUGCAGAUUUGGAAGCCAGAACUCUAGAAGGCUUAAAGCAAUCAAAAGGUGGCUAUUUGACUAGUAGCUCAAUAAAGAAUAGCAGUAUUGUUUCUCAAUCUGGUCCUGUUAGAUCCAAUGCUUCUGGUGCAAGGCAGCAAGUUACUCCUUAGAUGACCAAAGUAUAAUUAUUAAUAUUCCUUGAUUAUUUAUAAAUAUUUCAGAAUCUGAAGGCAUUUCUGGAUAAAAAUCUGGAGCUUAGAUAUGUAGCUUUCAAAGAAAGUUGAUGUAUAUAAUACAUAAUGAUGGAAAUUCUUUGAAAGAAAACAAGGCUUUUGAGUGUGUAA
Molecule: messenger RNA, 3679 nt
Organism: Cryptomeria japonica (Japanese cedar)
Lineage: Eukaryota; Viridiplantae; Streptophyta; Pinopsida; Cupressales; Cupressaceae
Product: probable serine/threonine-protein kinase WNK2
Exons: 8
Coding region: 356-3505 (1049 amino acids)
Biological process (GO): protein phosphorylation; intracellular signal transduction
Cellular component (GO): cytoplasm
Molecular function (GO): ATP binding; protein serine/threonine kinase activity
Source: RefSeq, a predicted model, not a curated record